AUGUCCUGGAUAAAUUCCAGGUUGAGCCUGUCAAUCGCGCAAGCCCUCUUCACCCUCUCAUGCUCUCCGCCUCUACCAUCCUGUAUCCAAGGCGGAUCUCUCGCUGCGUCCCCCAAUGACUUCUCCGUCCACAACGCCGCGAUCCUUCUCGCAAAAGAUGACUAUUGGACGUACCUCCCCGCGGAGCCUCUUGGCCUCUUCCGAAUGGCCAUCGACUCGCCAUCGAUGACCGCGCUCCAGCUCUAG
Messenger RNA from Epithele typhae, 246 nucleotides. RefSeq lists its product as uncharacterized. Bases 1 to 246 code for a protein of 81 amino acids. Lineage: Eukaryota; Fungi; Basidiomycota; Agaricomycetes; Polyporales; Epitheliaceae. The transcript is spliced from 2 exons. The record is from RefSeq and is a predicted model, not a curated record.